Messenger RNA from Perca fluviatilis (European perch), 3521 nucleotides. RefSeq names its product GDNF family receptor alpha 2b (gene gfra2b). Gene Ontology annotation, cellular component: signaling receptor complex; external side of plasma membrane. Gene Ontology annotation, molecular function: signaling receptor activity. NCBI's taxonomy places the organism in Eukaryota, Metazoa, Chordata, Actinopteri, Perciformes, Percidae. Gene Ontology annotation, biological process: nervous system development. The record is from RefSeq and is a predicted model, not a curated record. The transcript is spliced from 10 exons. Bases 871 to 2331 code for a protein of 486 amino acids.
ACGGGAGCAGAGCGGACGCCAGUGGAUUAAAGAGCGACGUUUACCGGGAGAACACGCGCGCCAUUUACGCAGCAGGCUGCUCCGGAGUGCAGUCCAUCGAUUUAACUUGCACACGCAGUCAUACUGUUGUCAAUAUUAUCAAUAGUAUUCAUAUUUAAUGUGCAGCCAGGGAGAAGAGGACAGCGGGGUCUGAUCUCACGUCCUUCUCCGUUUCUGAGUGACAACCUCCGGGGAAAGUUGGAGUAACGUUAACGGGCGGGAGCGCCUGGAUGUUUUAACGUUUUUAACGUGCACAGAGGAGCCGAACUACACCGAGGGAAGGGUUUGUCUCUCCGGAUAAAAACCGUGGAUACUCCGAAAACACGCUGCUUCAGCGGAAUAUGUUGUCCUCUCCGCGGACUCCGUGAAUACUUCUCCGUGUGUGCAGGUGUGAGUCUGCAGAGCAAGGGGGUCCAGGCUGCCCGGUCGGUAGCACCGUCUCCAGAGGGGAGUCCAGGCUGCCCGGUCGGUAGCACCGGUUACAGGGGUCUUUUCCCCGGCAGUACCGUCUCCAGGGGUCUUUUCUCAGGCAGUACCGUCCCCAGGGGGGUUUCCCCGGCAGUACCGUCUCCAGGUUUUUUUUCUCAGGCAGUACCGUCUCCAGGGGUCCAGGCUGCCCAGUCGGUACCGUCUCCAGGGGUAUUUGCUCCGGUAGCACCGUCUCCAGGAGUCUUUGCUCACUCCACCAUGCCAGCGACAGCUUUACGGGUUCCCUGCGUAGAAAGGGAACGAGAGAGAGAGUGAGAGACACCGGGAGAUAAAGAGAGAAACGGGGUGAACCGGACCAGGCAGCGCGGGAGACCGAGCCUGUUUUUGUUUUUCUCCUUCUUUAUGAUUUGUGGGAUUACUACCGGACGCGAAAUGAUCCUGAUCAUCACUUUGGUGUUUGUGUUGGAUGUGUGCGUGUGCGACUCUGAGCUGGGCUCCCCCGGCUGGAGGGAACCUCUGGACUGCGUCCGAGCGUCUGAACUCUGCAACCAGAACAGCCAGUGCAGCUCCCGCUACCGCAUCAUGCGCCAGUGCCUGUCCGGCGGGGACAAGGAGCGCAGCGCCAUGCUGGCCUCCAAGGAGUGCCAGGGGGCGCUGGAGGUGCUGCAGGACUCGCCGCUGUACGACUGCCGCUGCAAGAGAGGCAUGAAGAAAGAGCUGCAGUGUCUGCAGAACUACUGGAGCAUCCACAUGGGCCUGACGGAGGGGGAAGAGUUUUACGAGACAUCUCCCUACGAGCUGAUCCAUUUCUCAGAGGAAUUCCGACAUGCCUCCAUCAUCUCAGACUCGUCUCUGGCGAAGGCGAGCCCCUGCUCGGAGACGGGGAAACCCUGUAACCCCUGUCUGGACGCGGCCAAGGCCUGCAACCUGAACGAGACGUGCAAGCGUCUGCGAUCCGCCUACAACGCCAUCUGCAGCAAGGCCACGCCCCCGCAGCCCUCUCUGGCCAAUCAGGAGCCCUGCAGCCGCAAAAGAUGCCAGAAGGCGCUGCGUCAGUUCUUCGAGCGGGUCCCCUGGGAGCUGAGCUACCCGCUGCUGUUCUGCUCGUGCCCGGACCAGGCGUGCGCCGAGCGCCGCCGCCGCACCAUCGUCCCGUCCUGCUCCCACCAGGAGCGCCACAAACCGAGCUGCCUGGAGCUGCGGCACACCUGCCGCUCCGACGCGCUCUGCAGGUCUCGGCUCGCUGACUUCCACAUGAACUGCCAGAUGACGUCUCACACGGUCACCGGCUGCCCUCACGACAACUUCCACGGCUGCCUCAUGUCCUACGUCGGCCUCAUCGGCUCUGACGUGACUCCCAACUACAGCGACAGCAGUCCGUCCAACAUCACCAUGAGCCUGUGGUGCAGCUGCCGCGCCGCCGCCGGCGCUCAGGAGCGGGAGUGUGACACUUUCCACCGCGACUUCACCCACAACACCUGCCUCAAAAACGCCAUCCAGUCGUUUGGUUACGGCUCAGAAGGAGGGACUGUUCCUGUAACCGAUCCGUCGUCCACCUUCUUCCCCGCCGCCCAGCCGCCAAUCAUUGCCAAACCCGCUCCGUCUCUACACGGCAACGCCAUCAAACCCAUGGACACUGCUUGUAUGUUCUCCACCUGUGCCAACCUGCAGGACGGAGGCCAGAAGUGCGUCCCCUCCGAUGACUUUGAGUGCGAGGAGGCUCUGUUGGCUCAGGGGUCGAUAGACUCUCAGGACUCUGCAGGACCCAAGAGCAGCAGCCGGCAAUCAGCUCCACUCCUCCGCCACAUCUCUGUGACUGUGUGUGUCUCCGUCCUGCCAACGCUUCUACUCCUUGUCUCAUAAAUGUGAACUCACACACAUACAUGCUGUACCCCCCCCCCCCACCCCACACCCCCCCACACACACACACACACAUACACAAACACACACACAUAUGGCAAGACCCAGAGAAAGUCACGCGCCCGCCCUCCGCUACGAGAAAAUGUCAACCGACAGACAUCCAAACAUCAACAAUGGGCCUUUAAGGAGGGAAAGUGAACUGGAGGACGUUUGGAUUAGCCUUCUCUCUCCACCACAUGCACACAAACACAGACAAUGGAGGAAUAAGAAUAGAAGACGGAGAAACUGGGCUGGGUAUUUUGUGAGAGAGAAAUAACAAAAAGGCAGAGCAGAGAGAGACUCUUGGGAUUUUGGAUCACAGUGACUUCAGUUCCAAUGCUCCCUGUCCGGAGGGGUUUGUGUGCUUUUUUGUGCAGUCCGGCCCUGACUCACUCCCUGCAGCUUUUUUUUUUGGGAUCCGAGACAGCUGGACUAAAAAAAACCAAAAGGACCACACACGCGCUCGGACAACAAGUCUUAAACCUGGCAGCGAGAGAGAGAGAGGCGACGGCUGGACAGAUGGGAUAGAUCCUUCCACAAUGUUUGUCGGCUCGAUUUAUCACCCCCUUGGACCUCUCCAGUGGCAAGAAAUCUAUACGACAUACAUACAAAGUACAAACACACAUGUACACACACGCAAACAGGGUCCCCACAUCGACACAAACACUCAUGCUGAACACCAGUGUGCUUUUUGCGGGUCUUAAUCUUAAUUUUGUUGUCGACAUUCUGUACAAACUUCAUUUACUGUGGAAUAUAAAAAAAAAUAGUCCAUCCAAUGAAAUCUCAAUGGGAGAGUGUAUAUUUCAAAUAUUGUAAGUGUAAAGUUGUGUGAGCGCUAGUGUGUGUGUGUGUGUGUGUGUGUGUGUGUGUCUUUCUUUGUGGGUGUUAAGGCUGGGUUUUUUCCGAUUCUAAUCGAUCUUUAGUUUGAAUGAUCCGACAUUGAUUCAUAAAAUCCUGAGAUCGUUCUUUUAAGAGGCUCCGUUUUAAAGCUAGAGUGAAAAUGUUGGUGUCAAAUGAAACUGAAUGAAAGGAAUUCAUGUCAUGCUAAAGAACGCACCAAACUUGAAUCCUGUAGUGUGUUCAUAUUAAAUAAAAAGUACAUUAAUGUAACUGCUUUGGGGUCAAUGUAAUUUUAAUUUUAAUAUUUGUAAUAA